CCUGCUCAUCGCCGUCGUCUGGUUUUCUUUUCUCGCCCUUUUCCUUUGACUUUCCCUUAUCCAGCGUUGUGCUCUCUGUCCACUCUCUCCUCUUCAUAGACUAUCUCUAUCUUUCAUUUCUUUCUUCGUUCCUUUGUUUUCUCCUCUCCCUUUUCAGUAAUUUGUCACACCUGCAUAGGCAGAUGCCCUAAUUGGCUCUCCUCCUUCUCCCAACGUAACAUUCCGAUAUCCCGAACCAGUCACACACAUUUUAGUGGCCUAUUCCGACUUUCCCCUCUACGACCGUAUAAUCCCUCAAGACAAAACCCCCAGUUGCCCGUGAAACAGCUUCCAUCAACCUUGCUCGAACCCCCGUUCUCCUCCAGUUCAUCUUCUUCUGCCUUACACGUUUCGGGUGUUGUCAGCGUGUCCCGCGCUCCUCGCGUGACUCUUUGCCAGCCUUGUCAGCACUCAACCGAACCCCACGCGGAUCUCCGGUCAGCAACUCCGCGCUGCGCUCUCAAGAAAUCAUUCUGUGCAUAUAUAUCAACUCUCUCUCUAUAUAUAUUCUUCUAUCUCCGUUCAUGCGUUUUUGGCCAAGGGAUGCUUCGUUAUUACAGUCAGGGCUACAAUAGAAGACCGAACUGCGCGCCGGAUAAUGACUUCAGCAUGGAUUUAUAACCCUUUCGUUGCCUCUCUUCCAGACCAUUGCGAACCCUCCUCUCCCUUCUUAACCUUUAUCUCUUCUCAUCUACAUACAUGUAUUCCGACUCCGCUCGCCCUGAUCUCCUCUACCUUGGGAACCCUGAGCAUCGUUUCCUGGCUCUUUGCGCAGCUGCCGCAGAUAUACAAGAACUAUAAACUCCAGUCGACUUCCGGCCUCUCGAUAUGGUUCCUGAUUGAAUGGUGUCUGGGCGAUUCAACCAACCUACUAGGAGCCAUAUUAUUAUAUCAGGCGGGGUGGCAGAUUACUGUUGCUGCCUACUAUGUCUUAGUUGACGUAGCGUUGGUAAUCCAGUACUACUUCUAUACAUAUCUCAAGGAAUGGCAAAUACGAAGACGUGGUUAUACGUAUACUGGAGAUCUGGGGUAUGACGAUGGAGAUAUGUACAAUGGUAUUAUACCCACUGGGGAGAAUACAAUUCUGGGAUUGUCCCCUGGCUCGAUGCAGCCUUCAGAACCAAAAAUUGCCGCCUCGAACAAGGGUUUGGAAGUUGAUUCUCCAUUGGGCGGCUCUCUGUCGCGCCCCAAUGAGAAACAACGCUCACCUUCCCGAACCAUCUACCGUGUUGGAGGCAGCAGCAGCGCCACACCCUCCAGUUCCCCUCGAACUAUCUUGUUUCUCUCCAUGCUAUGUGCCGUUCUUGCCAAUGCAGCAGCUACUAACCCCGCGGAGCUGAACCGCCCCAUAUUCCCACAGUCCCAAGCAGAUGCUAGACAAAUAGCCGGCAGAAUUGCAUCCUGGUCGUCGACUCUUUUAUACUUAGUAUCCCGUAUCCCACAACUCUACAAGAACUACGGCCGCAAAAGCACCUCAGGCCUCUCACCACUUCUCUUCUUUGCAGCCUUCUGCGGUAACUUCUUCUACUCAACCUCACUCCUCACCAAUCCAAACGCAUGGUCAGAUCUACCCGCCUACGGAGGUGGUGGAUGGGUUGGCGAAGAAGGCAACAACAGACUAGAAUGGAUUGGCCGUGCGAUACCAUUUUUCCUGGGGGCGUUCGGGGUCUUGGGCAUGGAUGGGGCUAUGGGCAUUCAGUUCAUGAUCUACAAGAAGAAGAAUGAAGAUGCCGAUGUCGAUGUCGCCAUCAAACUACAACCUGCAGGACCAGGUAGAUGGCGAAGGGUUAGCGUGUGGAUCAAAGGCUGGAUUCCAUCCGCUCCUCCCGAACCGAAAUACCAAUCUCCAGAAACGGAGGCGCUUAUGAUAGAUGAGCAGGAUAGAUAUGGUGCGGUUUGACAUAUUCCAUGCUACUGUCUAGAGACAUUGAUUUCUUUACUUUUGCUGUUUUCCCGCUCUGUUCCGUUUUUUUAGAAGCCCGAUUCCUUUCCCCCCUUGGCGCGUUCUGAUUCUGAAUUUCAUACUUUAUUGCGGUUUACUGGGUACUUUAUAACUAACAAGAUGACCAAGAACCACACCCGCCAGGCGUUCUUGGACAUUAUUUGCUUUACUUGAUACUUCUGACCUUGGCCUUGAGCAUUGCCGCUAUUUUCUCUGCGUCUGCGUUUCUACUUCGGGUAUACCUUUUUCCUCGUCCUGUUGCAUCAUCAUUACACUAGAAGAUGACUAUAGGAUGGCGUUUCAAGCAGGCAGCUAGCUACUUACUUUGUGGUUUAUUUCCAAGAUUUACUUCCUUUUUUUUUUCUUGUCUUUUUUCUAGACUUUGCAUGCCCGCGUAUCAAUCUUACUUUGAAUACCCCCAAGAUAAUUUCUUGCAAUAAAUACAUACAUACACACAUGUGUGCCUAGAUAUACACAUAUACUCCUUAAACUCAUAUCAUCCAGCAACCUGGGAUCUUAGAUGUUUCUCCUUUCAACUACACUUGAACUUUUAACUAGCCCCGUUCAUGUGUCAGAUGAGAUCUUUCAGAGGCUCUAGUGGGGCUAUUUAUAAAUAGGCUGCAAAUUCAUAGAUAACACUUUGGUUUUACAUUACUACUUCAUUUUACGAUUUGUAGAUAUAUUCAGGAAAGGUGACUAGUCGCAAGUUUGACAUAUGGUCUUAUUAUUUUCAUU
This is a messenger RNA of Blastomyces dermatitidis ER-3, 2716 nucleotides long. RefSeq names its product PQ loop repeat protein. The transcript has a single exon. Lineage: Eukaryota; Fungi; Ascomycota; Eurotiomycetes; Onygenales; Ajellomycetaceae. The record is from RefSeq and is a predicted model, not a curated record. The coding region runs from base 638 to 1939 and encodes 433 amino acids.